Ceratina calcarata is the source of this 13498-nucleotide messenger RNA. RefSeq names its product Wnk kinase (gene Wnk). The transcript has 18 exons. Gene Ontology annotation, biological process: protein phosphorylation. Bases 947 to 10336 code for a protein of 3129 amino acids. Gene Ontology annotation, molecular function: ATP binding; protein serine/threonine kinase activity. The record is from RefSeq and is a predicted model, not a curated record. Lineage: Eukaryota; Metazoa; Arthropoda; Insecta; Hymenoptera; Apidae.
UUACUUCUCAUCGAGCGUCCACAUGUAUGGAUCCUCAAAAUUGAGAAGCUCUGAAUUCAGAUUAUCUUAUCUGCGAACCAUUCAUUACGAAUAUCCAACAAAGUGGUGAACAACAGUUCUCUCAUGUGUGCAUCACUCAAGAUUUCCUAUAUAGCCUAAGUAGACGUAUUUCUUAUUGUACUUGAUUCUUGGAUCUUGUCUUUAAAUUACUUGUAAAGAGAAACGAGACGUUUGUUUUGGAUGGAAGUGUUCAGACGUAAUUGCAGUUGUGAUUCAGUAUGGAUCGGAGGUUGUCAAAAAGUUCAUUCAUUUAUUCUCUGCUCACCUAGAUAUCGUAAUUAAUGAAAUAUUGAUACGAAUUGUUAAACAAUAAAGCCUUGGAGACAGUUUUCAAUUCACUUGGAUCGGAUGUUCAGUGUGCACUCGGCGUAACUAACUUCAUCAUUGAUGUUAGCGCAUAGCACCGCGAGAGAGCGCGUUAUUCAGUGAAAAAAAAUGGUGGUUAUUUGGGUGUAGUCGGGCGAUUUUCUGCAACACAAAUGUGAGUACCGGCUGACUAAGGAGUUACGAGUGCUGUUUGUCAGUGCGUCGCGAAGCUAAUAUGACCGGGUCUAUAUCGGAGAAUCAUUUAACUUCUUCGAUAUUAAAUAUUUAUUAAGAAUUUCAAACUACAGAGUAUAUACCGAACGAAGAAAGGAAAGCUCUGUGAUGGAUAUAAAAAGCAUAUACUCUGUACAGUAGCAUAAAAAUAUUCAGUAUUUUAUAAUUUGAGGAGUAAAAUUAGUUAAAAAUACUAUGUACUGUUUUAACUGCGAAUAUUAUGACAAGAAAAGUUCUCAUCAAGUCUAAAUCUAAGUGAAAUUAAGGGAGAAUAUAUAUAUAUAUAUACAAAAUAGGAGACGAAGAAUUUUGCAAAGUGAACUCUUUCAUUAAUUGGUUAUGUGCAAUGCCGAGAUGCUUUAAUGAAAACAAGGCAGUAAGUUCGGUUGGCAUCAGUCGUAAAUUUAAUAAAAAGAAUGUCUUAUUAACAGAAAAUCAUUUUUUUUCAAUUGGGGAUCAGUUGGAAUUAGAGGAAGAACCGCCUAUCGUAGAAAAAUCACACCGAAGAGUCAGGUGUGAUUUAAGCCCAGUUCCACUCAGCAAAAGCACUAAUUUGAAUAUUAAGCUUCUGAGUAUUAAGGGUGAUAAAAACAUUCAAGAUCAAGUGGGCACUGGAUCUGGUGGGUACAAAGAACGGGAGAAAGAAGUGAAAAAGAGAGCAGCUAUAGGCAAUACAGUGCGUGGAUUCCUCUCAUCUGGCCACAGCAGGCAGGACAGGUAUGAGACAAAUAGGCAACGAUCACCGGGCGGAACUGGCCUGUCAAAUAUAUGUCCGAAGCUGGUGGCCAGUGGAGGCAGUGGUAGUCAGGGUAGGAUUAGUUUGGCAUUGGGCCACUUAGCCUCUCAGGAAGGAGGAGCCCCUUGUCCAGUUGUAUCUACUCAGAGGGUCUACAAUAAUAAACGCCAAAGAAAAUUAUCUAUUGUUUCGCAAGCAGGCACUAGCGGCCACAGUUCUGGAGACCGAAAGACAUCAAAUAUAAGUCGUUCCUCUACAACAAUUUGUAAAAAGCAAAUACGAACACAAAGGACUGAUCAUAACACGGAUUCAUUAUCUAUAACGAGUAACGGAGUUGCCAGUAGUUCGCCUUCGUCAAAGAAGAAAGUGUUAUCUGCGUCGCGUAUUUCUGAAAAAUCAUCACCCCGGAAUCUCAAUUCACCGUUAUUGGAUCAUGAAAAUGAACGCAGUUUUAGCGAUGCAGAAGAAGCUGUUGCAGCGACAGAAAGUGCGUUUAGUUUGCCAGGUUCUAGUUCCACGCCAUCAACACCGCUUAGUCGAUUGAAAUUGAAAAAAUUGGAUGAUGACGAAACGAGUGUCGAAUGUAGUGUCAGUGAAGAAGGUCCUGAAUUUUCACAGGAAUCAUCAGACAAAAAUGUAUCAUUAGAUAUAAACGAAAAGACUUUGUUAGAAAGCAUCGAGGUUUCUAAAAUUACGAGAAAGAUAUCGGCAAACAGUAUCGAGGAUGAUUUAAGUAUACAAAGUAAACAAAGAUUAUUUCCCGCUUCUUCUAUAAGUACGAAAUGUAUAAAUAGUGAAAGCAGAACGAUUAAAUCUAAAGAUAAAUAUGUUACAGAAAAAAUGAUUGAGCAACAAAAUAGUAAAAAUUUGAAGGAAACGAAUAUGGAAAAGAAUGUAGAUACGAGCACGUCCACAGAAACGUCCAUAAGUACUGCGACUACUAAAACUAACGAGAAAGUGAAACGGAAAACAUCUAACGAAGAGUCGAAACCUGUGAAUAUUGCAGAAAAUGAAGAGACCAAGAACUUAGCAAAAAAUUCUGAAAAAAGUAGCAAGAAAGAAGAAGUGGUAAAAAGUUCAAGAUUUGUAACAUCAAAAGUAUCUGAGGAUAUUGCAGAUACGGAGGUGAAAGAUAUUGAUGCACCAAGGGAAGAGGAAGAGGAAGUGACUAUAUAUGAUGAAGAUGAUAACGGUACCAGUAUCAGUGAUAUCGUUGCUGCCCAGGCGCUUCACGAAUCUCUAAGUAAAUUAGGAAAAGUACCACCUCUAGACGCGGAGAUGGAGAAUGUUAAAGAGACGACUCCAGAGAAUGAGACCCAAACAGCGAAGGACGAAAAAGAAAAGGAAGUCGCACAGGAAGAAACAGUGGAAGGAUUCAUUGGACCUUUACUGGAUGAAAAUUUUAAGGCGGAUGAAAAAUUAACACAGAAGACCAUGGCCAUGGAAGAUGUUCAAAAUUUAUUGCUGAAAGUUAAGGUGCAAACUGUUGAGGACGACGACGAUGAGGAGAAAGCUAUUGGUAUAUCACCGGAUGGUAGAUUUUUAAAAUUCGAGGAAGAAAUCGGUAGGGGCAGUUUUAAGACUGUGUACAGAGGACUGGAUACUCAAACUGGUGUAGCAGUUGCUUGGUGCGAAUUACAGGAGAAGAAAUUAAAUAAAACUGAGAGAUUGAGGUUUAGAGAGGAAGCAGAAAUGCUGAAGGGAUUGCAGCACCCAAAUAUUGUUAGAUUUUAUGACUACUGGGAAGUUACACUUACGCGUAGGAAAUAUAUUGUGCUAGUCACUGAACUUAUGACUUCAGGAACAUUGAAAACGUACCUAAGACGCUUUAAAAAGAUUAAUCCAAAAGUAGUGAAAUCUUGGUGCAGACAAAUUUUGAAAGGCCUUAGCUUUUUACAUUCAAGAUCGCCACCUAUUAUACAUCGUGAUUUGAAGUGUGACAAUAUUUUUAUUACUGGUACAACGGGAAGUGUAAAAAUUGGCGACUUGGGACUUGCUACUCUUAAAAAUCGAAGUUUUGCUAAAAGCGUUAUUGGGACACCCGAAUUUAUGGCGCCAGAAAUGUAUGAGGAACAUUACGAUGAAUCCGUGGAUGUUUAUGCAUUUGGGAUGUGUAUGCUCGAAAUGGCUACAAGUGAAUAUCCAUACUCGGAAUGUACUGGACCAGCUCAAAUAUACAAACGCGUAGUAUCGGGUGUGAAGCCGCAGAGUUAUGACAAGGUGGAAAAUCCGGAAGUGCGUGAGAUUAUAGAAAUGUGUAUUCGUUUAAAGAAGGAAGAACGGCCUUUAGUUAAAGAUCUUCUGAAUCACGAAUUUUUCGCGGACGACGUUGGACUGAAGUUGGAGAUGGUCUCGAGGGAUUCGGCCGUGGCGGAUGCGGAAUUGUCUCGUGUUGAAUUCAGACUUCGUGUGUUGGACCCUAAAAAACGUACCAACAAGCAUAAAGAAAACGAGGCGAUACAAUUUGACUUCGACAUUCAAGCCGAUAACGCAGAAGAGGUGGCGUCGGAAAUGGCCAAAUCCAGCCUUAUCCUCGAGGAAGAUGUUAAGGCUGUGGCAAAGAUGUUGAAGUCGCAGAUCACUACUCUAUUACGAGAAAGGGAAGAACGUAAAGCCAAAGAAGAAAAGGAACGUCUAGAUCGUGAAGCGGACAGUGCUACAACUAACGAGAACCUUUUGCAACAACAGUUGCUGCUUCAACAAAUGCAGUUGCAGCAGCAGCAGCAGCAAUUGCAGUCCAACAUGGGAAUUCAAAUACAAGGCCAAGUACAAAUGCAGUUGCAACAGAACCAAAUACCGAUGCAACAACAGCAGCAAAUGCAGACUGCGCCGCAGUCUCAAUUACAGCCCCAACAAGUGCAGUUGGUUCAGCAGCAACCGUUAAUGCAGCAGCAGACGUCCGUUGUUCAGCCGCAACAGGCGCAACAAAUACCUCAGGUUUCGCAACAGCAAGUGCAGUACCAACAACAACAGUACCAACAGCAAUUACAACAACAGUAUCAACAGCAGCAACAACAGCAGCAGCAGCAAUUCUCUCAACAUAUUUCGCAAAACUUGACUGCUACUUCUUCGCAAUGUUCCACACCUCAGAAUGUUCAGAGUCAACCACAAUUUCCUCAAGUGACUCAACAAAUGCAGCAGCAGCAGCAGCACAUGCAGCAACAAUAUAUACAAUUGAGUCAGAUGAGCGUGCAGCAACAAAUUCAGAUGCAGCAACAGAUGCAACCCCAAAUUCAAAUUCUAUCGCAAUCGCAGCAUAUGCAUCAGCAAAUGCAGCAACCGCAGCAGAUGCAGCAGCCACAGCAAAUGCAGCAGCCACAGCAGAUGCAGCAGCCACAGCAAAUGCAGCAGCCACAGCAAAUGCAGCAGCCGCAGCAGAUGCAGCAGCCACAGCAAAUACAGCAGCCGCAGCAAAUGCAGCAGCCGCAGCAGAUGCAACAGCCGCAGCAGAUGCAGCCGUCACAGCAGAUGCAGCAGCCGCAGCAAAUGCAGCAACCUCCACAGGUUCAAUAUUCUCAACCGCAGAUUCAGCACGUUCAACAAGUACAUCCGCAUUCGGUGGGCUCUGCGCCGGUUCAGGGUCAGCAGUAUUAUCAACAAAGUGCUACGGGGUCUUCAGGAUAUAAUACGCAACCCAUAUACCAGCAAAAUAUGUCUCAACAAAUGUAUCAUUCGUAUGCAAGUUCAAACUCCUCCGGUCAUGUCGAAAUUAUACCAUCCAAUCAGCCUCCAGCUCAAAUCUACGCGAACAUCCCUCAGAACACAGCACCAGCAACCUCGCAACCUUAUAUACAGCAACAACCAGGCCAAGUUCAAACUUCAUCUGUACCAUCCAGCAUAAAUAUUCAAAGUACCGCAUCGGCUACACUCAUGCAAAGUACAGUGACUUCAGCGAUUCCAAAUAUGCAAACUGCACCUACGCUUAUCUCGAACGGGGGGCAUCAACCGCAGUCUCAGCCGCAACAAAGUGUUCUAGUUCAGAUGCAAUACACGCAAAAUUCUAACGUUCCUACCUCUGUCCCCAUGUCGUCCGGCAUUUCACAGUCGAUAACAACAUCACAACAUUUCGUCUCGGAGCAAUCAAGUACUGAAAGAUCGUCUUUGUCGAAGCAAGAUACAAUGGAUUCUGUACAAUCCUUGCCAGCUGAUAUAGCAGCGAAUGUCCAAGAUUUAGUAAACGCGUCUAAUGCGCAAGUUACAGUGCCAAAUGAAGGAGUAACCCAAGAGAAUGUUGAGAGCGUCGCUUCGUCUGAGAGAUCUAGAGUGAAAAGAUCCGGCACGAAACGUAAGAAGCCUGGGAUCAAAUUAACUGUUUUAUCCGUGAGUAGCAGCGAGGGACAGUCGAUGACUGUCGAGUGUCAACUGGAUACGAGCAAACAGAAAACUGUGACGUUUAAAUUUGAUAGAGAUGACAUGGUACCGACUGAUAUAGCUAAUAAUUUGGUUGCCGAAAAUUUAUUACCACAAUCGCAGUGUGAAACGUUCGUCGAAUUGAUAGAAGAUAUCGUUAGACAAUUACGUUUGGACCCUACACGAGCUUUGCCGUUGGUAGCACAUGGCCCACCAGAUCAAUCUGCCGGCGGUAGUCCGGUGACGAGUCGUCGACCUAGGGAUCGUGACCACAGUCUUGAUACAGCUAAGCAGGUGAGACAUGGCUCGCUAACUCGUCAAAGCAGCCACCGAUCAUCAUACAAAGUCCAUCGUAGACACCGUUCGAGAGACGAAACUUCUAACACAUCCACUCCUACGAAAUUAUUGCCGAUCGAUCAAAUAAUUUCACAUAUUACGGGCGCUACUUCUAUGGACAAGCCACAAAAUGUGCAGACACCUGAUAGUCAAAUGGGUCCUGAAAAUACAUCAGCUGACGCAUCCAGGAGAUCGUCGACGUCCACACAAAACACGGAUACGUUGACACCGACAAAUUUGCCAAGCGAUCUCACUGAUCCAACUCAAGAAACAAUUGUUACUGUAACAACGGUGGACACAGUCCAGGAUGGACUUAGAGAUGAGACUGCUAAAUCUUCUCAAAAUCAAACACAAGAUUCAGUUAGUAGUCAGGCAAGCGAAAAGCUUAAGGAAUCUAUAGUUCAAGAUACAAUGGUACAAGAAAAAGACACAAGUAAGGAAACGCAACCCGAUACCUCAGGUGCAGAAGUGGCUACGUUAGCAGCGCCAGCUCCAACUCGAAAAAUCUCUCGCUUCUUAGUUAGUCCUGUGGUCGAGCAGAAGGUCGUCGCGAACGAGGAAGAGCAAUUGAGUACUGCAGAAAGUGCAGAUAAAUCUAACGCGCCAGUAACACAGACAAGUUCAUCGUCUCAAUUGAAUGGUAAUGAAGAGGAACAAGCAAAACACGAAGACUUAGGAAUGAACGUUCCGGAAGUGCAAACAGUAGUUCCGGAAAUGGCAGUUGUUGAAACAAUUACGCAGAAUCCUCCAGGUACCACGGAACAAAUGGAGAACGUUCAGAUACCAUCGAUGCAGAAACCGAUUGGGCUUCAAAACAUCGUGCAGGGGCAACCGAUGCCACAAAUGCAACAAAACGUAAAUACUGUGCAGUCUAGUCAGCAAAAUGUAAUAGUCGUAGGAUCAGGAAUAACGUAUCAAUCGCCUCAGCCGAUGCAAACUAUGCAUCAGAACGUAGUUGUGACGCAAAAAGAUUUGCAAGGCCAGGUUUCAUCGGGCGGAAUCAAUAUACAAGGGCAAUAUCAGAAUCAGCCUAUGCAGUGUAACGUCCUGUUGCAACCGCAGCAACCGAUUAUGCAAAUUCAACCAAAUUUAGGGCAGAUGCAUGUGCAAUCUGAAAGUCAACAGCAGAUGCAAGCUCAACGGCCGCUCCAACAAUUUCAUCCACAGCAAAUACCGCAACAGCAGCAUCAACAGUAUGUUAUACUUUCUGGACCGAUCACGCAAUUGCAGCCGACCGCGUUAAUAGACGAAAGGAAUCGUAGGAUUUCGAAUAUUUCCACGGCAUCGAACAUGUCGACGGAUUCGCAGAUUUCGGAAAGCAGUAAUAUCACGGAUGACAAGAAGCAAUCACUUAUCGCGCCAAAUUUAUCGGCCCCUCAGGUACAACCUGUUCAAUUAAUUUCUCAGCAAGAUGGUACGAACAUGGCACCUUUAUCGCAGACAGUUCUGGAACCAGUUCAACAACUUCAGGCGGUUCCACAAAAUGUCAUGAACGUUCCAUCCAGCGUAUCUAUUCCGGUUUCAGUUCCUGUACAUCAAGUCACUACCACAGAAGUGACUCCAAAAGUUACGUUGAAAACGAAAGAAGUUUCAUCGACGCUUCCGGACUUGGCGCAAAAUCUUGCUAACAUACUUUCGAACCCGAAAUCAAAAUCUUCGACUCCUCAUUUGACGAAUCACGAGCAGAGUCAAACUCUCAACGUUCAAGGAAGUGCAGUGCCAGAUCAUAAACCUAAUCUCCAGCCUGAACAGUAUUUUCAACCUAUCCAACCAGAAGCAAGUCAGAUACAAAUGCAACCCCAAUUGCAGCACAACUAUCAAACGAACAUAGGACAGCAGGGAAUUCCACAAACGUUCCAAAUCAAUCAACAGACUCAUCCGAUUCAAAUACCCUUGCAACAAACAAUGCAAUUAAACGCGAUACAUCAGAUCGAUCCUCAAUUACAAAUGCAACAAAAUUUCCAAGGAGUACCUGUCCAAGCAUUAAGUUCGCAGGGCAAGUGGAUUCCACCUAUGAAUCAGAACGUCGUGCAGCAAUCUAUGCCAAUCAGACAGGUUCAAUCGAUCCAGCCUCAAAUGCAACAGGCUGUUCCUGUACCGCAACACGUCGUGCAAGAUAUUCAGAACGUAGAGAGCUCCACUCCUGUCGAUCAAUCGCAGUUUCAUUUACGGCUUCCAGACCAACAACUAUCGGGAAAAACGGAGACAGAUGAUGCACGUGCAAAUCUUGAACAUACUUUGUUGUCGGAGAAUGAGAACUCUAGUCACGAUAUAACUCCGGAGCAUACGAUCGUCGAAUCUGUCGAUGCGGCGUUGUUCACGCAAAAUCAGAUGUUCCAACAACAGCAGCAACAGCAGCAGCAACAGCAGCAGCAACAUCGGAAGCUUAGCCAACAAAAUUCACUGGACAAAGUUUCGGACAUGUCCGCUGGAACAGCCAUUCCAAGUGGAACAGGUCCACAAACGAUAGCGGAUCUCCAUCAAAAACUUGUUCAAUUAACGAGUCAGCCGUCCGAAGCACUUAACGUAGGCACACCGCCUAUAAGUUACCCAGCUACACCUCAUAAUCACCAGAUAAUAGGAGGAUACGACGCAUACAUGCAUUCUUUGCAACAGAAGCUUGUCAACAUCGGUAUGCCGACAUCGACAGCGCAUGGCAUGGGUCCUUUGUCACCUCAGACUACGAUACAGUCUGCUGCAACCUUGCCUACCGACCCAAAUCUUACGACGAGCAUCGAAGGUUCUGUUCUACCUCAAGAAGGCUCGAUCCAGCAGCUUGCACUCUCUCAAACUCAAGUAGAUUGCUCUCUCGACAGUCCAACGCCAGGAGGAGGUCCCGCUGGUUCUGAGACGAUGAGUCCCAGCAAAGAAAGUAUAAAAGUUCGAGCUCAAAGGCCAGGAUCGCGUUUGCAGGAAUUGGAACAGGAAUUAGCUAAAAUCCAUCACAGGGGCUCCAUUCUAUCGACAGCUUCCCCGCAACCCUUAACGCCGCCUAUUGCUAUCGUCGGUUCCAUGCAGGUGCAGCCACCGCUGCAGUCGGCGCAAAGUUUACUGACCACCGCUCCGCCUAUGACUACCGUGCCUGUUGCUACCGUUCCUCCCAGUGUCAUUACAUCACGCUCGGAUACCAACACACCGGUGCAAACAGAAUCUCAAGAAAAUGCUUCCGAGAAGGUUAGUACAACACAACCUGUUAGAAAAAUAUCAAGAUUCGUGGUUUCCAAGGUCGCAGGUCCGCCUAGUAAUGCUGCUGCUCAAAGUCAACAACAUAGCGAUGUGUCGAGAAAUCAAAUGGAGGAUCCGAAGGUCUACCAUAUGGAUGAUAUACAGGGUACACCGAUACAAAUAAUCCAUAGUCGAGAGGGUUCGAUUCCACCAGCGCAAGUUCCUCAACUACUUAAUCCUUCUGCGAUAGAACAAUCGGAAAAAGACGAAAGAUUUUGGACACUCACACCAAGCGAAGAAUAUCAAUUACUUAUAAAGAAGCAAACCAUGGAAUUAGAAACGCUACAAAGAAGACAUAGGGAAGAAUUGGAACGUUUCCAGCAACAUCAAUUACAAUUAUUAAUCCAGCAGCAGCAGCAAGCAAGUGCACUUCAUCAACACCAUCAUCAGCAUCAUCCAGUACUUUAUCAUACCGUUGCGACUAGUAUAUCAGGACAAACUAGACUCCCAGGUACCGAAGAUUAUUUAAUGUUUAAUACAACGCCCCAAACUCCAUUGCAAAAAGCUCCGAGUAAUUAUCCGGAUACCGACGAAACGUUACGGUUAGCUAUGCAGAAAUUGAAGCAAACACCUUUGCAGCUACAACCACAACAGGCGGCAGCUGGAAUACCACACGCUUAUGUUAUUCCAAUUUCAGUAGUGCCUUCUGAAACUAUUCAAAAUGUGCCCUCUCAGCAAUCUAGUAGUUAUACGAAUGAAGUACCAGAGUCCCUUGAUUCAACGCAUAAUCCGGCGAUCAUUAAUUCGGCCCAAUAUCAAUUCACGCCUAUAAUACCGGACGGGACGAACGUCCCGGCUCCCUCCACUGGAUCGUUGGUCACGUCUCUACCAAUAUCAAUUUCAACGAUAUCGAAAAAUCAAACACUAUCAAACUUUCAAACGUUCAGCUGUACACCGCACGGCGGUUUCUUUUUACCGGCUGGCUACCGGUUGAUAUACGCUCCUCCCGGCGGAGCGACUCAAUCCCAGCCAGCCACACCAGCCACACCUCACAUAGGAAAUUCUCACGACGGUACACCACCGACAGAACCACUGCAUACCGCGAACGUUGAUAAUUCAACGGUUCCUCCUUCCUAUACCGAUCAAUAACAUAAUCCUCAGCAAGUUACGAUCUAUAUUUUCCGAUUUAUUCAUUUUCGUAAUAUAUUCUUUAUUUAAACUUGUUGUCCCCUUUAUCCGCUAUUUCGCGAAUGAUGCAUUAUUACGAUUGUUAUUCUAUUAUAGUUUCGCUAAGACGUAUUGCUACCCCUCGUCCUCGUGGAUAUGUAUGCGGGGAGGCGCGAAUGAAAGUAUUUAGGAUGUAUUCGAUUAUUGUAACAUCCCAUGCGUAAAUGAUACAGAAAAUAUUCUCUCGCUGUCUACGCGUGAGCAUGAUAUUAAUUGUUUGAUAUGUGCCUCGCAGCAAAACGUGAAACACGCCGAGGUCGCGCACGGAGAAUAUUUUGAACGAACGAACUAAGUUUCUGGAUAAAAAUAAAGAAAAAAAAAAAUAAAACAUUGAAAUUGAGGAUAGAGGCCUUUACAUGUACUGUGCUUAUACCUUAUUAUAGUGAAUAUUCUUCUUUAGUGAAAAUGCUUAUUAAAAGACCUUUUCUGCUCUCGAUUUAUUAAUAGCACAGUCCACAUUAGUACAGGCCUCAGCUAGUCUUACGAAUGAAGUGGCGUUACAGCCAUUCUGCUCGAUGUAUAUGUAUAACUGUUAAUGUACACUGAAUGCUUCGAAAAGAGCGAAUGUAUGUUCCAUGUGUGCAUGUAUGCGAUUGCAGGAGUCAAGCAGAGAAGAAAUAUGAUUAAUAUAGUCACUGUUAUGCUUUAAUGUAUUUCUAGCGAUUUUACCUACUUCAAUUAAAAAAAAAGUCAUGUGUUACUAGUUAGCAGUCCCAUAUAUCUUAUCUAAUAUUAUAUCGGCUAUUAUUAUCUUUUUUAGAUUCAAUAUUUUUAUUAUCGUACGUACAUAUAAUUUUCGACGUUUGUUUCACGCAAAUUGAUAUUUCGAUUUACGAUACACUCCGAAAUACGUUUGCACAAUCCAUUCCUCCGAAUAUUUAAGGAAUUUUUGUUAUUUAGAGCUUUUAAUUUUCGAUGAUUCGAUCAUAUCCUAACAGCAAAUAAUGAGUAAUCAUCCUUGAAUUGAGAGGAGCUCAAUGGCAUAGACAUGAAGAUUCGUGUAAAUUCGAAUAUCAAAUCUAAUUUAAUGCUCGCAUUGAAAUUUCCAUCUGUGCUAUCAUAUAUUGCGUUCUGCAAUAUAGUUAAGAAUAGCUUGUUUGUAUAAUUACAAAUAGUACUACUGUUUAUCGAUGAUUAUAAUGUUAUCUUUAUUUUUCGUUCACAUAAUCGCAGUUAGCGCCGCUUUUAAUGUUGCGAGUUACACUGCUUUUUCGGCAUGAAUUUAUUAUUAUCAGUAUUACAAUUUCGAAAAUUAUUUUGGAAUUGAAUUUAAAGCCCUUUUCUAGCAAUCUCAAAGUUAUUACUGCUCGACCAUGAUAUAUAUAUAUAUAUAUCUCACAAGUUUUGUUAAGUUAUUUCAUGCAUCUUUUACCUCUUCGUUUUACAUACUACGAUUUUAUUAUCGCGUUUUCCAGUCCAUUCGAUAAAAAAAAAGAAAUUGAUCAUCGAUCCUUGAAUCUAGUUGAUCCAUCUGGUAAUAAAUUCAUGUGGCUGUUGAUCGAAACAUUAUAAUACGGAUAAUUGUACGUAUUUCUCGCGCGGAAAUACAUUGCAAUUAAUCUUAUAGUUACUUUUAAAAUAAAUUUAUUAGAUAAUACUCAAGGAGAGACGCGUAACGUGUAAUAUUUAAUGUAUAUAUUAUUAUUCAUUUACUGUUAGGUGGAUUGGCUUUUCAGUAGAAAAAUGCAGCUUCUAUAUUUGUUAAUAAAAGCUGAAUAUUUGAGAAUUUCUAAAAUAAACGAUGUUUAAAUGUAAUAAUUUACAGUGAUAUAGUUUGGUAAAAAUGAGGAAGAAUUUUACUUUUAAUUUCGCGUAUCUUUGUCGAUGAAUGUGAUGAUGAUGAUGAAUGAAGUAAGACAAUAGGAAUGAACAUUAUUUCAUUAACAGCAUUGCAACGGACUACUUCCUUCCAACUAUAUUAUAUAUACAAGUAUAAUGUGAUUUUAAAUGUAUGUAAGAUUGGAAUAAUUUUUUGUAAAACAUUCUUGUUUUACCAAAGAAUACCAAACGGCACAGUUACAUGUGAAAACAUGGAAAAAUGAACAGAACACGAAUUCGAAAUAAUUCUCUUCUACCAAUAUGGCAUCUAACUCGAUGGAAUUGAACUUAGUACAUUCAAACUUAGGUAUUACAGUAUAUUUUUCAGAAAAUGCGACAAAAAAAAGAAGACAAGUAAGACAUAUUUUGCUACAUUGGAAAAAUUCCCACAUAAAAUCUUAGUACAUAUUGAUGGAUCAGAAUUUAAUCAACUAAUUUAUUGAAAUUAUUUAAUUUAUUUAACAGAUUCAUAUAAUUAAUUGCAAAUAUAAGUAUAUAGAACUAUAAAGACAAUUUGUUGAUUUAUGCAUAGUGUAUGUAUCACGCGUGAAUAUACUGUUUUAAAAAUAUAAGUAUAUCCACGAUCAGUAUAUCAUACGAUAUUUUAGAAACGCAAUUGUGAAGAACUGAUGUUCCUCGCGUUAUGAGAUUAGGUCAUUUAGCCUUUUACUUUUUGAAAUCACAGAAAAGAGCAAAAUCUUGUCUCAACUAAUAUGAUUGAAUUUGUCUAUGACUCUUGCUAGAGAUUACUCUGUGCAGGAAUUUAAAGCUCAUUGAUAUUAAAAUACGCAAGAUUAUUUGAUGUAUGUAACUGUUACGAAGAAAUUUUAGUUAAGUUUUUCAAAUAUCUUGUAUUAUCGUUCAAUUAUCUUGCUUGUAAUAAAAGUGAAGAAAAAGAAACAUGAUAAAUAAUCAAAGAGCUGUCCUAUGCUAACUAAUGUACGUAUAAGUUCGAGCAUGCUUUGAAACUUAUGUAAGCUACAUGCAUUGCGUGAGAUUCUGUAAGAAAUUUUGUAAAGACUGAUUAGAUAUGCAUCAGUAUCCAACAAAUUAUGAAAAAAAAAACAUUAAUUUUAAUCCCUAAACUUAUGUGAGAGGAAAUUCCAAAUCAUAGAGACAUUAUGUAGAAAUUCUAUGAGUAUGAGGAACUUUGUGACUUUGAUUAAAUGAAUGCAUAGAAACGUGGGAUGAUUUAGAAAAUUGUAUUCAGAAGAACUAUCUUCCUUUCCUCAUAUUUCAAAAAUAAAUGCAUCAAGAUGUAAUUUA